AUGCAGGGGCCCACGGCAGCGCUGCUCCUGAGGGCGGGGGAGUUGGGGGCCACACAGCCGGACUCCACCUCCUGGUACCGCCAGGAAGGUGGCCCAGUGUGCAGCUGGCCGCGGAAGCCUCAGCCGCUCGAGUGCCGUGCAACUUCCCCCGCCCCAUGGCCCAGGGCGCGCCACUCAGAGUUCCGGCUUCCAGAGAAGGGUGCGGCGCACGGCCAAGACUGGGUCUGCAGCCCAGCCUCAGCGCGCCGGCUAAACUGCGCCCUCCAGCCCUCGACCCACGACAGCCACGCCCAGGGCGCCGAGGAUCCCCGCCUCUCUGGGCCCUCGCUUACCCCGGCUCAGGAGGACGCCCCGCCCCAGGACGGUUCUCUUGUCCUUUGGCGAGGAUUCUCCAAGGCGUCUCAACACAUGGGCCGGCUCAGAAACGCCAAGAUCCACGUGGAGAGAGCUGUCAAGAAGAAGAUCUUUAUGAUCCAAGGUCGCUACCCUGUGAUCCGUUGCCUCUUGCGCCAAAGGGGCUGGGUAGAGAAGAAGAUGGUUCAUCACUUGGGUACCACUUUGCCACAACCACAUAAGGAUCUGGACAGCUCAGUAAUGGGUGACAGUGACACGACGGAGGAAGAGGAUGAAGAUGAGGAGGAGGCAUUCCGGCCACCACAGCUGUUUGACUUUGAUGAGUUAUUGGAAUUUGAUGACCUACAUGGGAAACACGCUCUGAUGUCACGUAUGGUUCGGAACGAGAUCCCCUACUUCAUCUGGACUACUCGUCGGGACAUCCUGGACUGUCGCUUCCUCUCCAAGGAUCAGAUGAUAAACCACUAUGCUCGGGCAGGCUCCUUUACCACAAAGGUGGGUCUGUGUCUCAAUCUCCGGAAUUUGCCGUGGUUCGAUGAGGCUGAUGCCGACUCCUUCUUCCCACGCUGCUACCGCCUGGGGGCUGAGGAUGACAAAAAGGCCUUCAUAGAGGACUUCUGGCUGACAGCUGCCCGCAACGUUCUCAAGCUGGUGGUAAAGUGCGAGUGGAAGUCAAACUCUGUCGAUGAAGGAGAGGCCCCAAGAGACAAGCAGCCAAAGAAACAGGAGAAGAAGCCAGUGUUGGUGUCCCCAGAGUUUGUGGACGAGGCUCUGUGUGCCUGCGAGGAGCACCUUAACAACCUGGCACAUAUGGACAUCGACAAGGACGUGGAGGCCCCGCUCCACCUGAGCCCUGAGGGCUGGUCCCUCUUUCUCCAGCGCUACUACCAAGUGGUCCACGAGGGGGCAGAACUCAGGUACCUCGACACUCAGGUCCAGCGCUGUGAGGACAUCCUGCAGCAGCUGCGGGCUGUGGUGCCCCAGAUGGACAUGGAAGGAGAUCGCAACAUCUGGAUCGUAAAGCCGGGAGCCAAGUCCCGUGGACGAGGUAUCAUGUGCAUGGACCACCUGGAGGAAAUGCUGAAGCUGGUGGACUGCAACCCCAUGAUGAUGAAGGACGGCAAGUGGGUGGUGCAGAAGUAUAUCGAGCGGCCCUUGCUCAUCUUUGGCACCAAAUUUGAUCUGAGGCAGUGGUUCCUGGUGACCGACUGGAACCCACUUACUGUGUGGUUCUACCGUGACAGCUACAUCCGCUUCUCCACACAGCCCUUCUCCCUGAAGAACCUGGACAACUCUGUGCACCUGUGCAACAACUCCAUCCAGAAGCACCUGGAGAAUUCAUGCCACCGGCACCCACUGCUGCCCGCAGACAACAUGUGGUCAAGCCAGAAAUUCCAGGCCCACCUGCAGGAGACGGGGGCCCCGAACGCCUGGUCCACUGUCAUCGUGCCUGGCAUGAAGGCCGCAGUGAUCCACGCCCUGCAGACCUCCCAGGACACCGUGCAGUGUCGGAAGGCCAGCUUCGAGCUCUAUGGUGCUGACUUUGUGUUCGGUGAGGACUUCCAGCCCUGGCUGAUCGAGAUCAAUGCCAGCCCCACCAUGGCACCCUCCACAGCUGUCACCGCCAGGCUCUGUGCCGGUGUGCAGGCAGACACCCUGCGUGUGGUCAUCGACCGGCGACUGGACCGCAACUGUGACACAGGGGCCUUCGAGCUCAUCUACAAGCAGCCUGCCGUGGAGGUGCCCCAGUAUGUGGGUAUCCGGCUUCUAGUAGAGGGCUCCACCAUCAAGAAGCCCCUGGCGAUGAUGAGUCACCGGCGGAUGGCCGUCCGCCCAGCCCUCCCUCACCUGCUGGCCCCGAGAGGCUCUGGGGAAAGCAAGGACUCAGGAAGCCCCAUCCACAGGUCAGCUUCUAGGAAAGUUGCUGGGGCCAGAAGCCUGGGGCACACUGAGAAGCCAGAAUCCACUGCCACCACCUCAGCCCCUGGAAAGGGGAAGAAAGGCAAGGCGAAAAGUGCCACAGCCCAGGUCCGCCCCAAUCUCCGGAAGUGGGACACCCCCAGCACGAGGAUGAGCUGCAUUUUUACCAUGACCUUAGCUAGCAGGGACAGGCAUCCCCACUCUUUGAACAGAUUGCCAUUGAGUCUGAAGAACCCCCAGGCCCUGGGUAAGACCCUUCCCCCCAAACACCCCAGGGCCUCAAGACAACUUCUUCCUGUUCUCCAAGCCGCUCCUAACCACCUGGGUUUGCCCCCACCCACAGCCCCACCAGAGAGUCACCGGUAGUAAGUAAAAGUCACCACUUACAAAGUAUUUUUAAAAACUGCACGACUGAAUGACUGUGAUCCACCCCCCGCAAAGUAGUCACGUGGUGAGGCAGUUGUACUCAUUUGGAAGAUGCCAGGACUCAGUCCCAGUUUGGUCUCACGCCAGAGCCCCUUUUCCUGCUGUAGUAUUCUGUCUUUGCUGCCGUGCAAAGUUGCCUCUGGGGAAAAGGAACUAAUAUCUGUACAGCACAUAACAGUUGAAACUGUGUCACUACCUGACCAGCUCCUUUAGUUCUCACAGCCUAGCGAGGGAGGUGCUAUGAUCCCCAUUUUCCAGCCGAGGUAUCAGGAAGUGUAAGGAAGUUGCCCGAGGUUGCACAGCUCAGAAGGGGCAGAGCUGGGAUGCAGACCCAGGUCUGUUGGACUUCAAACCCUGUGUCCUUCCCAUGGCCUCUGGAGAAGGAACUGGGUGGGCUCCAUCUGCCCUCAUCUCCCCCUGCCUCCCCACCCUCCACUCACACCUUGAGGGGGAGCUGGUGAGCCUUAGCCCCUCCCCACCCCCUCACGGCCCCUCUUGCUCCCACAGCCCCUUACCAUUUCCCAAGCCUCCACAGCAAGGCCCGGCUGCCUUCUCCCCAUGUGCCCUGGCCCCAGGGGCAGGUCCUCAGACUACAGCACAGCAA
Budorcas taxicolor (takin) is the source of this 3304-nucleotide messenger RNA. It is a transcript of the gene TTLL3, whose product is annotated as tubulin tyrosine ligase like 3. The record is from RefSeq and is a predicted model, not a curated record. Gene Ontology annotation, biological process: protein modification process; cilium assembly; cilium movement. Gene Ontology annotation, cellular component: cilium. The transcript is spliced from 12 exons. The coding region runs from base 1 to 2640 and encodes 879 amino acids. NCBI's taxonomy places the organism in Eukaryota, Metazoa, Chordata, Mammalia, Artiodactyla, Bovidae.